GCCACAGUUGAUGUUAUGCCGCGCCGGAGAAAGACGCCGCUUUCGAAGACUACGAUUCACCGUGUUGGCGUGUUCCAACCGCUCAAUCAGUCAUUUCCGAGUACACCUAACCAUUCCUCACAGUCAUUAAUGAACCAGCCGCUGGUGGGUUACUUGGACCUGCUUUUUAAAAGCUCCGGUUUUUUGACAGAUGAUCUGGAUCGCCAAUUCGAGACUGCGUCGAUCACUGAGAUGGAUGAAUCCUCUUGUCUCCGUAACGAGCUGUCCUAUUUCUUCCUCAGUUCAUUGGAGCGUUGGAAACAGUCUGGGGAUAUUUCCUACACGAUGGUUGUUCAAUUUCUCAAGCUUGUAAUCGUCACAUCCCAGCUACUCCUCUUCGGCUCCCUCUCCUCAACUCGCAUUAGUUACGGUGAACGCGCGGAAUUAUCGUUCAAGCACAUGUACCUCCUGGACUGGGACCCUCAAUACGAAACACUGCCGUAUCCCCCGAGCACCGGCAUCUAUUCAGUCUACAGUCGCGAGCAGCUCUACUCGAGUGUCGGUUUCGCUCUCAGAGAGUUCAACGCGACAGAGCUGACCUCUCUUAACGGCUACUCGUUCACUGAGGCGGGUCGUUCUGUCAGAGUUUGUACAGCACAAUUUGAACCUUCCGCUGCUUCUCUAAGUGAUUCUGACGCUGUGAAAGUUUUGCAGUUGAAAGCGUUGGGUGUGCGGGACCUCAUUUUCUGUGCCUUUUUCUCUGUAGUGUGCCGAAAUCUUGACCUCGUUAAUAUCUCCAAAAGUGCACUCAUCGACGGCGAUCACACCAAGAGGCUUCUUGACUCGCGUGGGUUGAGUGUCGAUUUUGCAAGAUUCCAGAGUCUUUCACUGUAUUUUUCCCUGAACUCGCCACCGAUUCAUCAUACGGAUUGGGACAUGAGCGUCGAGUGCUUUCAGUUCGACAUUGAAAUCACCUUCGAUAACUCGGGUCAAACUGGCCAGGUGAUGGUACGACUGCAGUCGAGCGUUCUGGAGAUUCUCUGCUCGGCCCAACAUUCAGGGGAAUCUGGCGCGUCUUCCAUUCAGUCCUUUCCUGGGGUGAGCGGUACUGCACCGGUCCUGCGCCGUGUCGUUCACCUUGUGGUCGACUUGAUGGCAUUCAACGUCGCACUUGUCUCGCUCGGACUCUGCAUUGCUUCGAUAAGCCACGCUGUUCGUCUGUGGAAGAGGACUCGGCAUUUCUUCGCCGCACACUACGGAAUGCAACUGACUGGGGUUUUUUUCGAGUUCGUCAAUCCUUGGCUUUUUCUCGUGCUGAAGAGCGAUGCACUCAUAAUCGCUGGCUCGAUUUCCAAACUCGUACACAACAGAAACAUUCUGGAGGCAUAUCGUGAGCUCUCCUAUCUCCUGGGCUUAGGCACACUGCUGGUUUGGAUCAGUGUCCUUCGCUACGCGGAAUUUUCGUCACAAACUCACUUGCUGUUGCGCACCAUCAAGCGCUCAGUCCCGGGCCUGCUGCGAUUUUGUGCCUGCGCGCUCAUCCUCUACUUCGCCUUCGUUCUUUCCGCCUGGGUCAUUUUGGGUCCCUUUAAUGUGAAAUUCCGCACCUUCACGUCGUCCCUAGAGUGCUUGUUCAGUCUCAUUAACGGAGACGACAUGUAUGUCACAUUUUCGAUUAUCGAUCGGACCAAGGGACUAGGUAUUUUUCUCUUCUCGCGAAUCUUCCUCUACACCUUCAUCACACUCUUCAUCUACGCCGUCCUCAACAUCUUCGUGACCAUCAUUUUUGAGGCAUACGAGGAUGUCAAGGACAACGACGACGAUGACAAGCAUAGUCCGCUGUGGCACUUUAUCUCACAAAACAAGCCACCGCGACUAUCCGUUGAGACGCAGGUCGACGAUUGUGGGAUGGCGCGUGCGAACUCGCGCUGCGAGACCCCCGAACCCGCAGCCCCCUCGGCCCUGUCCCGUCAACACUCUCCAGCCCCACCGGAGGCCCCGCCAGCGGCCACAAGUUGCGCCCGCCACGACGACAAGGCUGAGUGCACAGGACACGGGUGUUAG
Mesocestoides corti is the source of this 2043-nucleotide messenger RNA. NCBI's taxonomy places the organism in Eukaryota, Metazoa, Platyhelminthes, Cestoda, Cyclophyllidea, Mesocestoididae. The record is from the annotation of a GenBank genome assembly.